This is a messenger RNA of Acomys russatus (golden spiny mouse), 2021 nucleotides long. It is a transcript of the gene Npy5r, whose product is annotated as neuropeptide Y receptor Y5. The record is from RefSeq and is a predicted model, not a curated record. Bases 206 to 1543 code for a protein of 445 amino acids. Gene Ontology annotation, cellular component: plasma membrane; neuron projection. Gene Ontology annotation, biological process: G protein-coupled receptor signaling pathway. The transcript has 2 exons. Lineage: Eukaryota; Metazoa; Chordata; Mammalia; Rodentia; Muridae. Gene Ontology annotation, molecular function: neuropeptide binding; neuropeptide Y receptor activity.
GGGGGACUGUCACGUGUUCCCGAGGCGCUUCUAAAACCUUGGUGCCUCCGAGCCCCUCCUUCCCCACCUCCGCCUCCAGGUCCUGCUCCUGCCGCUGCCUCCGCAGCCACCGCGAGCACAAGACAAGCGGCCGCGCUCAGUCGCGCAUCGCAUCCCGGAGUCCAGGCACCCACGGCGCCCGGGCCAUCCCGAGCAGGACUCUAGUAUGGAUUUUGAAUUUGAAGAACAUUUUAACAAGACAUUUGUCCCAGAGAACAAUACCGCUGCUGCUCAGAAUGCUGCCUUCCCUGUCUGGGAGGACUACAGAGGCAGUGUGGAUGAUUUACAAUACUUUCUGAUUGGGCUCUAUACAUUUGUAAGUCUUCUUGGCUUUAUGGGAAAUCUACUUAUCUUAAUGGCUGUUAUGAAAAAGCGCAAUCAGAAGACUACAGUGAACUUUCUCAUAGGCAACCUGGCCUUCUCCGAUAUCUUGGUAGUGCUAUUUUGCUCACCUUUCACCCUCACCUCUGUCUUGUUGGAUCAGUGGAUGUUCGGCAAAGCCAUGUGCCAUAUUAUGCCUUUCCUUCAGUGUGUGUCAGUUCUGGUUUCAACUCUGAUUUUAAUAUCAAUUGCCAUCGUCAGGUAUCACAUGAUAAAGAACCCCAUAUCUAACAAUCUAACGGCAAACCAUGGCUACUUCCUCAUAGCUACUGUCUGGACACUGGGCUUUGCCAUCUGUUCUCCCCUUCCUGUGUUUCACAGUCUUGUGGAACUGAAGGAAACCUUUGGCUCAGCACUGCUGAGCAGCAAGUAUCUGUGUGUUGAGUCAUGGCCCUCUGACUCAUACCGACUUGCUUUCACAAUCUCUUUAUUGUUAGUUCAGUAUAUCUUGCCUUUAGUGUGUCUAACAGUAAGUCAUACCAGUGUCUGCCGGAGCAUAAGCUGUGGAUUGUCCCACAAAGAAACCAGACUGGAGGAAAACGAGAUGAUCAACUUAACUCUUCAGCCAUCCAAGAAGAGCAGGAGCCAGGCAAAACCCCCAAGCAGCCAAAAGUGGGGCUACUCCUUCAUCAGAAAGCAUCGAAGGAGAUACAGCAAGAAGACGGCAUGUGUGCUACCUGCUCCAGCAGGACCUUCCCAGGAGAACCGCCCAACAGUUGCACAAAACCUGGGCUCAGUCAGAAGUCAGCUGUCUUCAUCCAGUAAGGUCAUUCCAGGGGUCCCAAUCUGCUUUGAGGUGAAAGCCGAAGAAAACUCAGACGCCCAUGAGAUGAGAGUCAAGCGUUCCAUCACUAGGAUAAAGAAGAGAUCUCGGAGUGUUUUCUACAGACUGACCAUAUUGAUACUCGUGUUCGCCGUGAGCUGGAUGCCACUUCACCUUUUCCACGUGGUGACUGAUUUCAAUGACAACCUUAUUUCUAAUAGACAUUUCAAGCUGGUGUACUGCAUUUGUCACUUGUUAGGCAUGAUGUCCUGCUGUCUUAAUCCGAUCCUAUAUGGAUUCCUUAACAACGGGAUCAAAGCAGACUUGAGAGCCCUUAUACACUGCCUACAUGUGUCAUGAUUGUCUUCAUUUGCUAACGAGAAAAGAAAUGUGGAGACUGUCUACAAUACAUCUGUGCUAUGUAUAUGUUUAAUUUACAUAAAAGUGUUAUGGAUCUGAAUGCCGGCUCAUUAUGUAAGAUUAUUUUAAUGUUACACUAUGGUUAAUUCAGCUAUUGUACAGGGUCAGUGUUAAUCUAAUCUGUAAUUUCAUGUUUUGAAGUAGCUACAUUCCUUCCAUUUCAUGUCAGUGGUCGUAAGUGGGUGGUACUUUUCGUUUAGUGUAAAAGUUAUAGCUAACCAAACCGGUAUUUUGUAUAAAAAUGUAAGAAGCAAAAAGGUUGUCCCAAAGAAUACUUAGCUACAGAUUUAAGGAAUUUCUGUUAUCUAGAUAUUCUCAUUUCUAUUGCACAGGCUUCUUAACAUUUUUAAAAGGUACAAAAAUAUUUAAUAUGCCCAAAACACCAGGAUUCUUUUACAGAUGUACGUAUAAAACAUAA